AUGGAAGAAAAAAAGGAAUCUCAGCAGAUCGAAUUCUCAAAAGGCAGCAAUGCCGACGACACAGAAAAUCAACACCCAGACGGCGGUGCUGAAGAGUUCCAUUGGAACCUACCGAUUUUCUUAAAUCUUUUGGCUCUUUUUGCUUGCUACUUUUCGUCAACCUGGGCUCUCAUUGUCCCUAGUGCCUCAAUUCCUUUCAUUGUGGCCAGAUUUCCACAGCAGGCUCGUAUUGCCGCGUGGAUUGCGGCCUCCGUAUCAAUCCCCAAUUGCGUCCUCCAAGCAUUUAUGGGCGAGCUCUCCGAUAUCCUUGGUCGCAAACCCUUCCUCAUUACUGGUAUGCUUUUCGGAACAGCCGGUACACUUAUUUCCAGCCGGGCAAACGAUCUAGAAAUGGUAAUUGCAGGACAGGUCCUUAACGGCGUCGGUCUAACCUUAGGUUAUCUCGCGAUUCCAUUGGUAGCCGAAGUCGUUCCCAAAGAUAAAAGACCGAUGCUUCAGGGUAUCGCAGGUAUAAUCGCAGGACUUGCUUCUAUCGCUGGACCUAUCAUUCAAGGGGCUUUCAUCAAACAUAAUGUUGGUGGUGUGAACGAAGGGUGGAGGGCAGGGUUCUACAUGAGUGCGGGCUUCUUCGCAAUGACGCUCGUGCUCUUAGUUCUAUUUUACCAUCCUGCAACCCGCCCUUCCGCAGAAGGUGGAAUGUCGGUUAGUCGAAGGAUCCUUGAGAUCGAUUGGCUUGGAGUAUUUCUCGUCGCCAGUGGUUUGGUUUUGUUUCUUGUGGGACUCCAGUACGGCGGAAACCCAUACCCUUGGACAUCAGCCCGUGUCCUUUGCACUUUGAUAAUUGGGGCAGUCCUCCUUAUAUCUUUCGGGUUCUACAACGGGCUCAUCCGGAAAGAUGGAAUUCUUUAUCAUGCGCUUUUCGAACACCGGAAUUUCGCCAUCUGUCAGGUCUUGAGCUUCGUCGGUGGAUUCGUACUAUUCGGCGGGCAAGCAUACCUCCCACAAGAAAUAACAAACCUCUUCACUCGUGAUGCAGUCCUGACAGGUGUUUACAAUCUUCCGUUUAACUUCUUGAGUAUAGUCGGCUCGUUCGGUGCCGGCGCCAUCAUGGGAAAAACUAAAGAGGCAAAAACGCUUGUUGUCGUUUCAUUUGUUCUCUUCCUGGUCGGAUCAGGGCUUAUGGCUGUCAUGCAGCCUCAUAUAAACUUUGCAGCCUGGUUCUUUCCUACGGCCAUUUUAGGAAUGGCUGUUGGAGCGUCCACCCUCGUGUUGGCAAUAGUGGUCAGUCUCUGUACUCCUAACGAAUACAUAGCACACGCUAUGAGCUUAUUGGCUUCCUCUUGUGCAUUCGGUGGUAGCAUUGGUAUUACUAUAUUUGAACAGGUAUUCAGCUCAAAGGAAAAGGAUAUUCUUCCCGGAAAGAUUUCAACGGCGGUUCUGGAUGCAGGGCUUCCUUCCGGGUCUUUAGAAGAGUUUCUGAUAGGAUCAGAGCAUGGUAUCACUAGCGCUUUACUCAAUAUUCCUGGUGUUUCUCCGGUUGUUUUGGAAGCAGGGUCUUUUGCUAUGGUUCAAGGGCUUGCUGAUUCUUAUCGGUUCAUCUGGUAUAGUUUGAUUCCGUUUGCGUUCGUUACUCUUGUCCUAGCCUUCUUCUUGACGAGCACGAAGGCACAGAUGACUCGGCAGGUUGCGGCUGGAAUCAAACAUUAA
This is a messenger RNA of Orbilia oligospora ATCC 24927, 1707 nucleotides long. RefSeq lists its product as uncharacterized. The record is from RefSeq and is a predicted model, not a curated record. Gene Ontology annotation, cellular component: membrane. Lineage: Eukaryota; Fungi; Ascomycota; Orbiliomycetes; Orbiliales; Orbiliaceae. Gene Ontology annotation, biological process: transmembrane transport. The coding region runs from base 1 to 1707 and encodes 568 amino acids. Gene Ontology annotation, molecular function: transmembrane transporter activity. The transcript has a single exon.